Messenger RNA from Venturia canescens, 814 nucleotides. RefSeq lists its product as uncharacterized. Lineage: Eukaryota; Metazoa; Arthropoda; Insecta; Hymenoptera; Ichneumonidae. The transcript is spliced from 4 exons. The coding region runs from base 154 to 540 and encodes 128 amino acids. The record is from RefSeq and is a predicted model, not a curated record.
AGAAAUAUGGGAACGCCGUGAAUUUACACAACUGAAAAAUAUCCAGCAUUAUGAUCAAUAACGCUUUAUUAUUCAGCCAAUAUCCCCUCUACAUAUAAACCACGUACAGUUAAGACGGAGCACAGUCUUCGAGAAACAUCGACUGAAGUAACUAUGUCAAAAAUCUUAGUGAUACUUCUCCUCGCAAUCGUGGCCUCCAUGGUCCAUGCCCGUGCGUCUAACCUCAACCUGGAAGAGCUGCGAGAAGCACAAGCCCAAUGUAUCGCUGAUAUAAAUUCUGUAAUGAAAGAAAUGUAUGAUGCAACUGUGUCCGUAUUAGAACUUCUGGACGAACAUAAUAAAAAUUAUUUUAAAAAAGUGGUAAAACCAGAUGUCGAGAAGCUCAGGAAUUACAAUGACAAAAUACGGAAUAUUGACGUAUUGAAACUUGAUCCGAUGUCAGAGGAAUUCGAUGACGCAAUCAACGAAUGUGACACGCUGGUGGGAGAGGGUAAAGAUACUGUGACAUUCAUAAACAAUUUUAACGCUCUGAGAUGGUAACGAGGAACCCGAAAGUGAAUAGAAAAAUACAAAGUCGAUUUGGACCACACCAUGUUCUCAAGGUCUUUGAAACAUUCGGCAUUUACUGUUAAGAAUGAUCACCAAAAGAAUACUUGGAAUUACCAAACACGAUGUGAUUUUACAAGCUACCAUUGUCAACUGUGUGUACAGUAAGAUUAAUGACGUUAACAGUCGAUCGCAAAGGCAAUGAGCAUACCAUUGUAGUUACUGCUGCACUCGUUAUGAAAAUGAUUGAAAAUUAUUCAGAAUAGAA